Alternaria rosae is the source of this 762-nucleotide messenger RNA. RefSeq lists its product as uncharacterized. The record is from RefSeq and is a predicted model, not a curated record. The coding region runs from base 1 to 762 and encodes 253 amino acids. Lineage: Eukaryota; Fungi; Ascomycota; Dothideomycetes; Pleosporales; Pleosporaceae. The transcript has 4 exons.
AUGAACGGUCUAGUUAUCAACUAUGCGCGUAAUAUGACGGGUAUGUCCUCUGAGAAGGAUGGAGCGGAACAUCAAGCCACUGGAGGUCAUAGCGCCACACUGUUUGCGUUUGCUAAAGGCCUCCCUCGCCUUAGCGUUCUACAUCCGCUCUUCCACCGCAAGCACAAGCAAUUUUUCCCAUUGGCGGCGUACGAACGACAGUCGCCGACGCGGUCAGACUCUGUCAAUACUGCACACAACGAUACACGAAUCAUAUUCGCAAAGAUGCGCGAUGUCGAUACCAUCCUUGGUAUCCUAGCUGCUGAUGGCGCUGAGCUCGACUUGCCAUUAGACUUGGUGAACAGCACAGCUAAGGACCUUAGCUAUGACAUCUACAGCGGUUUCUUCUACCUCAACGCGAUCGAUAAGCAACAUGGAGCAACUAUAUCGGCUCGGUGGAGAAAAAAAAGUCGCCAGCGAAGCGCCGAGAACUACUUUGCGCCAAGCGCGAUGCAGCCAUACAUUUUCGAAGAACUAUGGCCUUAUAUCAAUCUGGAAGACUUGUCAGAUGCGAAGUCCCUGCUGGAGUUGAUCAAAGCCCGAGCCCACAACCGCCCUUCCACUUUCGCUACCUCGGAGCUCAGCUUUUCACCAGCAGCUUCACCACGGUCUGGCCCGAAGCAAUGGGCUCUUCCCAGCAUAUCAUUCGCAGACCAGGACCCCGAGGAAAAGGUGUAUAGAACGGAGAUGUAUGGCGCCGUUACGGACCCGACAGAACCCUAA